GCACAGAAUGUGAAGAAAACUUGGAGCUUUUUUCCAAAGACUAGAAACUCAUGAAAAUCCCAGGAAAUCCAACAGUGCUUUAGUUCUAGUGAAGGAGGAGGAUGUCUGAUACAAGCCCCAGUGAUUUGCUUUAUAACCUCUUCUCAGGUUAUUCAGAAGAUGUGGUUUAAAUCUGCAGGGAGAUGUUUGAAUGUGAAAAUGAGGCUUGGGAAUAUCUGUUUCACUUUAUUCUCUUCAUUUGUUCAUGGAGCAUUUCCUUAGAUACUCAAAUCUUCCUCAGCUCCUUUCUUAAAGACACAUUUGGAAGUGUCUUUCUUAAACAUAUAUACUUGAAUCUUGAGAAAUUAAGCUUUUCCUUUUAAUCUAGUCCAGAAGUUGGAUUUCAGUGAUCCUUGAGGAUCCCUUCUAGCUCAGAGUUUUCUAUGGUUCAUCCAAUGUACGUUGAUUUAACGUUGCUUUUAUUUUUAGGAUAAACCGAAAAGCUCAGGGCAACUGAUCUUCAACAGCCCUGAUGCUCUCAUCUGGGGUGGAGUCUCUCCUCGAUUCCUCUGUGUCUGCUGUAACAGAGGAGUUGUACCCUGGGCUGCCAGAGAGCUUCUCCAGGGACCUGAUGGCAGUGCCAGGGCCCAGCCUGGCCGUGGAUGCGCAGUCGGACGGGCCGGUGCCCGUGCUGGCACACAGGGAUGGGCCAUGGACUUCUGCCCUGGGAAACUUCUGCCACAAGACACAGGAUCUGGGUGACGUGCUCCAGGUGAUUUCUCAUGGGCCAGCAGAAUCCUUUCCUGAAGAAUUACUACAGGCUGGAGAUCUUGCAGAGGAUGAAAAAAGCAGAAAAAGACACUUUAGGAAAUUAGACUGUUCUGGUGAUGGGUACCAGAAAGAAGAUGAAGAGGCACAAGGUGCUGAGGACCAUCAUGCUGAAUGUUGUCCUUUAACUCUGGGGAAAAGUUGGUCAGAACAAGAGGACCCUCACCUAAAUGAGCAAGAGGCAAAGUCUUUGAGAACCUAUUGCACUGAAAUUACAGGAUCUCUGAGGAGAACAGAAGAAAACCAAGCAAAUGUUCAGGUGACAGCUGAAACUCUGCCAAAGCUCACUGAACAAGUACAAGGUAUGAAGGCUGAUGGGACUAGGAUAUUUAGUAAAGCAGGAUACAGGAGUGACAGAGUGAGUACAGGUCUUCCACCCGAGGGCAAUCAAAGCCCACUCAUGGCCAGAGCUGGGGUUUCAGAAACCAGCAUCUUAGGGUUUUUAGGGCCUUUAAAAGUCAUGGACGUUGGAGCAGCUGCAGAUCAUCCACAAAAAACAAGUGACUAUGGUGGGUCAGAAGCCCGUGCUGCCACGCCCUUGGGAACAGGGGGGAGUGGUGUGUCUGUGUUGGAGGUCAGAGAAGAAAAGUUACCCAGACAAAAUCCGCUUAAGGAAUUCAGUACGUCAUUUGGUAAUUGCCAGACUUGUCAGCAGGAUGAAGAAAAUGAUGCUUAUGACUUCUUUAAGGGUCCUGUACCUGAACAAAAGGCACCUCAGGAGGUGUUCUCAGCAGAAAGCUGUAGAACACUCUCCACACAAAGAUCUAAAGUUUUAUGUCCUGUUCUGAAAAGCAGCUGUUAUCUGGACUUGGGAAAUGUGCCACCAGAAGGCAGUUCUGCAGUUCACAGAAUUCUCAGUGAAACCCCCCAGAAGUACCUUCCCCAGAACAUCAAACACCACACUCUUUAUGAUCACGGAACUGGGUUUUUAAAAAGCCAAACCUCCACAUCUGCACCACUAGAGAAGAUCUCAGUGGUAAGGAAAAAAGGAUUAUCUAGUGCAAGACCUGAUCCUAGGGAAUUAAGUGCUGCUAUAGGAAGAUCAUGCAGCUCUGAAUCUGAAGAAGCUGCUGAAGUCUGGAGAAGAAUUGCUGUGGGAGAUAACGUUGAAAUUUGUAGCUGGCCUGAAGCUCAAAAGGCUGCUAACUCUGAGCAGUGUCAUUCUCCAGUUUUUAGUUCUGUUGCUUCAUCUCCUGAGGCGUUCUCAAAAGAAAAAUUUAAAAUAUUCCCAUCAGAAGGUGAGAAGCUGAAAAAGGACCAGUGGCAAUUCUCUGUCAGUGACCCAUGCAAGAAUGAUACAACAGAAAAUAGUUUGUGUGUGGAAAUGAGUACCAUUGCUUCCCGUGAAACUGGGCAGAGAGACAUCUGCUCUUACAGUACUGCCAACAAAAUCCCUCCUCUCAGUAACCACAGCUGUCUUCAGCUUGGUACCAAGCUAGGAAAAGACUCACCCAGGGCACAACUGCUUGAAAAGGAAUCUGGGAGCAAUAAAACAUCAGAAGAGUUGGCUGGUGGUUUAGCUGGAGCUGCAGAAGCUGAUGGUAAUAACAGAUUAUCCACUGGGAAGAAAACAAAUUUGUUUUAUACACUAAAUGUAACUCUACCUCCUGUUUUACAACAAUCAAGAGAACCUCAUUAUAAGGAGUGUCUUCCUUGUACUAAUAAUGAAGUUUCAUGCAGGGACAAGGCCUGGGAUAACUGGUCUAGAAAAGAAUUAAUUGCUGCUUCCGGAACACCAGUGGGAAAAGUUGCUGAAGUUUUGCUUCAUAAAGACAAAUUCAAGUCUUCUGUAAAUUCCAUGACUUUUGAUAGCCCUAAUACAGCAAGCAGAGUAUCCCAAAUGAAUAUAAAAUCUUCUGCAGGAAAUAUGGAGAGAAUGGUCAUUGGUUUAGAAAAUGAACAUUGUCACACAUGGCUUUAUAAUAACAAGAGUACAAAAAAACAGUGUACAGCUGCCAACACUUCCUGUACUUUAUCAGGGAGUACAUGUGGGGAUGAAGUUUUCCUGAACAGUCAGUCUUUUGGUGCUGAAGUUGAUAAGAUUGAAGAAAAUGAUCAUUUGGAAGGAGUGUCUUCAUCAGGAUAUAACAGUAAAGAGGCAACGAUCUUUCCAAAAGCACACACCCCUUUGGCACGGGGAUCUCUUCUUUGGGAAAAUGACUGGGGCAGCAGAGGUAGAGCUCUACAUGGUACAAAUUAUAUUUCCACAGGAAAAAACAUGUUUUGCUCAGCAUAUACUGCAGAGAAGUCUGCUGCUACCUUGGCAAGAGGUGAGGUUUCAAAUGAGAAUAUGGAGGUUGUGGAACAAUUUGAUCUUUGUAAAGCAAUGUGCAGUGAAAUUGUUUGUGACGGAGAUGAGGCAAAAGAACACAUUGGCAUGUGUGCUUCCCAGAUAGAGCAGUUUGAUAAAACAAAAGCUGUGGAUUCCCCCAAUGCUCCUGAAGGCAAUCAGAGAAAUAGGACUCGUCAACAGCUAUUCAUCAGAUCUAACAAAAACACCUGUGCUCAUAAUUUUGGAUUUUACAACUCUGUGUUAGGCCCAUGGAAGAGAGAACAUGGGCAGGAAGAAAUGCCAUUGCUCCCAGCUGAUCCCUCUGAGUGUGACCCACAGCCAGCCCUGGACAGUGGGAACGUUCCAACACAACGUGCUGAGGAGAGCCUUUGUCCCUUGGGAAAUCCAUUUCGUCCCUGUCAGAGUGAGUGUGAUGUCCCAGUGCUGGGCAGUGAGCAGCAUUUAGAAAGUUCAACCAACCAACCAAACUCUGGCUCACAAAGCACAACCGGUUCUGUGGAAAGAGACAAAACUGAUCCCAAUCACAGUGAAGAGGUUCUGCUAAGAACAGGUGGUGACCUGCCUCUGUUAGACCAUACAUGUGCAAGAGAAACCAGGUUUAAAGGAGCUGUACAAGGCAAUGUAAUGGGUUUGGACUCUUUAAUUGGUGUGAAAAAUGAAGAUUCUUCACAAUCCAUGGACUCCAUUAGUGAUCUGAUUGAAGAGAAGACAAUCAGACUACAAGAACAUGAGAACAGAUGUGAAAGAAACAAUAAAGGAGCUCUUGAAGAAAACUUUUCUGAUGACAAAGCACAGUGCUCACAGCAGGCUCGUUUUAUCCAAUGUGCAAAAGAGCAAGCAGAGCUGGUGUUUGCAGGAAACAAAAUGCAGCAAUCUUUGCCAAAGAUAAAGUGGUUGGUGGAGAACCAGGAAAAUACAAUUGGUGCUCAAUUUCUGCCCAUUUCAUCAAUUCAUGGGAGUCUCUCACACAAGCCAGAAAACAGGAAUUUGCUUUCAGAUACAGAAAACAGAGAAAGUCUGAGUAUAAAUCCUAUCUCAAACAACUUUCACCCACAGUUAACUAUUGAGCCUGGUAAAGAAACUGAUGCUCAAAGUGGCGUUGGUCCAUCUCAUUUUGGAAAGUUUGACAUCCAGGAAUCUUGUGUUGAGACUCAGGCAGAUUCAGAAACUGUGUCAGCUCUGAACUCUCACAUCUCUCUGCCUGAGAAAGAAAAGCUGUGUAUGUCACCCAAGAGUACACAAAGAGAUAAUUGUCAUUCAUCCUGGUGAAGAGAAGUUGAAGAACACCUGUGUACAAGAGAUGAUAGGAAAAGAGGAAGCCCCUAGAGGAAGGCUGCCCAAAGAUUGUUCAUGGGACUUGUUGGAAGAUUCUGAAGAGUCUGGUAGCAAAAUAGCCCCCCUCAGGACUGAGAAUUAUGGAAAGGUUUUGGAAGAAAUCCCAAGAUCCAAAUUAAAUAGUCUUUCAGAAGAAAGACAGAAUGAUACAAAGCUCCCAAACUCAGCAGGUACCAGUGUACUUUCAGAAACUGUGCAUGGUUGUCAGGCUGGAGCUGUAUCUGCCACAAAGGCUGCCCCAGAAGUGCAGGAUGAUGCAACGCCCACGUUUUCUCCUCCUCUGAGCACACUAUCAGACAGCUGCCAAGAACCAUCCCCAAACUGUGUGGUUUGCAGUGAAGCGUGGGUGCCUUACAAACUGAAUGCACGGAGCAAAGAUAAUGUAAAGGAAGUAACAGAAAGCCAGGACAAAAUACCAACAGGUGCAGUUUGCAAGGAGAAUGGGGCUUUAUGUUCAGAGAGAGCUGAUCAAAUAGAGGAACGUCAAGUAUUUAUACAGAAGAAGUAUGGAAAGAUGGAAGCACAUCAGUUGGGCAAGGCACAACAAGAACAGAAGUUAGAACAUCAGGAGAAAGCAAAAAUCAUACUGCAGCCAAGUGUGCUGCACAGUUCUGAACUCUUAUGCAGCUCUUCUGAGUUGAUGACAUCCAGAAGUACGAACUUGGGGGGUCCUUCAGAGGAGAUUGUUGCUGUAAGAGGCAGUGAAAGUAAACUAUGUAGCACUUUACAAGAAGUUAAAAGGCCAAAGAUUACCACAGAUUUUAUUAGCUCACAGUUUUUGAAGACUCAGGAUUCAGAAAUGAAAAACCUGAACCUUAAUUUAGGGUAUGAUGGGAUCCCUGGUGCCUUUGGAACUACAAAUAAACGAAGAGGAACUACAAAUAAACUUCCAUUAAAAAUACAACCUGGAAGGACAUGCAAAAAAGUUCGCACAUUGUAUCAGCUAAAAACUGUAAGAAAAAUGAAAACAAUGAAAAGUUCACCUGUCUCUGAGAUUCCCCUGGAAAUAUUCCCUAAACAGGAAAACCCGCUUCUGGAAUCUUUGUACUUUGCAUGUAAAGCACCAACAGUGGAAAAGGAAACAGCCAUGAGAUUUGUGCAUAUGCCAAGGCAGAGGGCCAAAAGGUGCAGUUUGUUGAACAGCUUGAAAUUUAGAAAAUGUACCAAAGAACCAGCAUUGCUGAGCAAGUUGUCUGCAAUGGCCAGCAAGCUCCUGGCCCCUGCCAAAAGCAGCCGUGACUUAGAACCUCUGCCAUCUUCUUCUGAAAUUCUUCCAGUGCGUGACAGGUACAGCCAGUGCAGAUCUAAAAAUCUCUUGGAAGCCUUUUCUUGCAUUAACAGGAACGUACACUCACGCUGGGCUGACAGCUGCUGCACCAAGAUGUUCAGCUUUCAGCCUUUGGCACUUUAUCCUGUAGAAACUACCAAAAUAUUUUCUUCAGAUUUAAGCCACGAGCCUCCAGCCCCUUUCUUGGACACCUCAGUUUUCCCAAUUUCUUGCCACAUAAAAUUGAACUCCAGUCCUGUGACAGACCUCAGAGGGAUUACAUCCCAGCACUCUGUACAGCACAGCCCAGUUUUCAGAGACACUCCAGCACCAGCUUCAAAGUGGACUUUGUCUUUUCUCUUUUCUCAGAGCUGUUCAGAUACAACAGCUUUCCAUUUCCAGGAAGAUUCCUGUGUAAAUAAUGAUCUUCAUUCCUCUCACUCCACAACAACCCCCAGGACUGUUGCUGUUCAUCCUGAUCCUGGAAGAAACACUGGAGCUGGAAGAAGAGGAGGUUGUUCCAGGCUCGGCCUUCACACAGUUUUGGCACUUUCUUCCCCUGGAUGUUACAGGAUUUGGACAAGAAGAAGAAACUUAACCAGCCAUAUUCCUACCAUCCAGAGACUGUUUAUGUCCCAGCUGGCCCAGGGUUUGAAAGGGGCCAGGCUGCCGAGCUGUGUCCCCCAAGGCCUGGUGUCCUCACUGCCCUACUCCCUGGGCAGGGUGUUGUCCAUUUGGAGUCAGCACGGUCCCGCUGGCUGUCCUUCCGAAAUCACUCCUCUCCUUUCCAGUCACUGCAAGUGGCAGCCAAGUGUGGCCAUCGACAACAGCUGUGCCAUGUUACCACACUCAGCUGUGCAGAGUAUGGGAGCACUGCAGCCUGCAGGCUGUGCAAUCCAUCUGGAAACUUCAUUCCCUCCUGCAUCCCCAAAGCCUCACACACUUCCAGAGCCAUUGCCAUCUCCCCCCAGGCUUUCAGCAUCCGAGCUCCACAUCCCUGCCCUUGAUGAAGCAGAUGCUUCUGUUCCAGCCUGUCUGAGAUCCCAAGAUGACACAGAACUGAAAAAAACUGAGCCAGAAAAGAGGCCAAAGAAAGUCUCACAGAUCCGAAUCAGGAAAACUGUUCCUAAGCCAGACCCUAACCUUACUCCAAUGGGACUGCCCAAACCAAAAAGGCUUAAGAAGAAAGAAUUUAGUUUAGAAGAAAUUUACACAAACAAGAACUAUAAGUCCCCUCCUCCUGCCAGGAGCUUGGAAACAAUCUUUGAGGAGCCCAAGGAGAAGAAUGGCCACUUGAUCUCUGUCAGCCAGCAAAAGAGAAAGCGGAUCCUGGAGUUUCAGGACUUUACCCUUCCCCGGAAAAGGAAGACACGAGGCAAAGUCAAAGCAGUGGGGAGCUUCACCCGGGCAAAAAGAGCUGCACUGCAGAGUGCAGAGUUAGAUGUUCUUCUGAGUCAGAAGCUGAUGGACCUUGAAGCCUUUUUUGCAGAGGAGGUUGAGCAGGAGCAGCCCUCCAGCAUCUGAGGGAGCCACUUAGCUGGAAUGGUCCCGUCAGCUUCUUUAGUAGUUUUUUAUGGGAGAAGUCUACUGACUUCUCCAUACCCUACUCUGCCACUGCUCUAACAUCUGAUAAUCAAGUUUUUGCCUGGGACCCUCUUUAAGGUGCUAAAUUUUUUUUAAAUGCUGUUGGAGGGAUUCUUUUAAGUCCCUGUUUGAGUGUAGCACAGCCACGUGAAAUUUACCCUUCCUUUCUCAACCUCUGGAAAUUACUGCUUAUAUUUAAUUAGUUAUGUUUAUAUAUCUUUUGGGGGUAGAGUAGCAGUGUCAGGGAGGAAGUAGUGCACCUCCAGUGAUGCUAGAACUCUGUACUCCAGAUCAUUUGCACAUUUGAGUCUGCUGUUGUUACUGCAAUGGCUAUUUUUAACAAGCUGACAAAAGAGAUAUGGUGUUUGAUAAAGAAGAAUUCUAGCAAACACAUUCUUGAUAAACCACUAACCUUUUGAGAAUUAAAAGUAGAUGUCUAGGUUUUCAUUCAAUUGUUUCUUCCUUCUGUUAACUUAGAAGGUUCCUUCUAAGUAUCUUUGCCCUUCCUGGCUCCAGGCAGCAGAAGCCCCACAUAAUUAAGACAUUAAAUAACUUGCACUUUGUAUAUGCUGCUUUUAACACAAUUCAACUCAAAAAAGGUCAUGUUUUAAGGAAAAAUGGUGCCCAGUACUAUUUUUUCCCAAAUAGAAUAUUUUUUUACUUACUUGGCUGAUGCCAACUUGUUCUCCAGAGGAAAAGGUAAUUGGUCCAUGAGGGUGUUAAGCUGCAGGAUACAUAGGCAGAGAUUUUUAUUUAACUGAGCUGAGCUGCUGCAUGCAGGGAAGACCAGCAAAAUCUUUGAUACUUAUUUUAAAGUUAUUUUAAUUCCAUUCAUACUAACUUGAUUUUAAUGUCAACAAGAAGGGUUUGGGGUUUUUAUUACCAUUUUAGAUUUACAGUUCCUGUAGCUCAUAAUUAAAUACUCUCUGUACAGCACUGUUGUAGAUAAUAGCCAGUGCUGUACAAAGAGCCUCUGAGUAUGUGGACAUUGUUUUUAUUAUGUAAGGCCAUUUGUAAUUAUCUGAUGCAGCACUGGGCAAUUUCUCAGCUCUACCUUUGGAAGGAAGAGAGCUCCCUUCUGGUAUAACUUCUGUUAAACUUCACUGGAAGCAUAAAUCCAAUGCUAGCUGCUGUUCAGGUAAUUUCUGUCCCUUAGUGCCUAGAGAAGUUAUUCAGGCAAAGUUGUUGUUGCUGGGAUGCUCAAAUUUAAUUAGUCUGUUCUUUCUUUCACUUGUCACUUGAACUUGCACUUUCUUAUUUAUCUACCCAUAUAAUAGAGUUUCGAUUUACCUUCAAAUUGAGCAAAUAUCUAAUGGGUGGGUAUUUUUUAUAAAGUCCCAAUAAAUGCAGGACUGCAAAUACCAUCAUUAUCUUCUGUUGCUCUACCACUUCUGUUACUGACCAAACAGAAAACUAAAUGUUAACAAGCAAUCUGUUGAAUUGCAGAGCUUUGAGAGUAGAGAAAUGGAAGAGAAUUAUUACACUGUGUGUGCCUGAAUCUUGAAAGAAAUCUAAUCUGGGUUUGUUUUGCUCCCAGCUUAUGUGCUGGGAUUUGUAGAAGUUUAUAUUCUUGUUUUGAAGGCUAGUUAUCUUUAAUCAGGAAGACUGAAGAAAAGAGAGGAGUGCACACUUAGAGUAGUAGUGUUUGGAGUUUGAGGAUAAAAUAGCAAGGCAAACUUUGAACAUAUUGACAUAGUAUUUUUCUGGUUAACUUACUGGGCUGUUGUAGAACAUUCUAAUUGAUUCUCUUUAUUUUUGUAAAAAGAAAUCCCUAAAAAACAAAGAUCAAUUGCCUCCUAAAAAAUGUUUGAAAGUUUCCCUAUGUUGGCUUAUUAGCCCAAUUAUUGACUAGUUGGAAGUGGUAACAAGAGUGAGAGAUAUAUUUUUAUGGAUUUGUGCUAUAGAAUGGGAUUGUUACAGAGCAUUCAUUCACCUUCUAUUAAUAUGGGAGGCUUCCAGUGACCAAUUAAGCUGUAAGUAAUUAAGCCUACUGGGGCUUUCAAGGAAAUAGAUUGGGGUGGGGGGGAAAGAGACUUGGGUCCAGGAGAAGUUCAGACUCCAAUGUGCUUCAAAACAUGGAAUGUGUUGAACCUUUUCCUUUGGGUUGUGUUGGGUUUUGUUUAGGGUGGUUUUUUUUUUUUACUUUCUUCCCUGUUCUCUCUUGUUUCUGAUUGCAUUGAAAUAAGAUUUAUGAACUUUUUUUCCUACAAACUACAGUGGAGAGAGCAGAGCAAAAAAAAACACUCAAAUACUCUUCAGUUUACAGAAAUUGGGGGAGUUACAAAAUGAUGUUGCAGUUGUUUAGCUUCUCCCUGGCCUCAGUUUGUGGAAACCCAAACACACAGCAUUAUUCUCUUUCAGUUUAGUGUUUGUAUGACAAUGUAAGCUAGUGGAGACCAAGCAUCUCUUCCCCUCCCCAGCAUACAGGUGUCAGUCCUGCUUAUGCACUUUUUUGUUUUUUCCUUUCCCACCUCUGUUUCUGUUUACAGCACUCAUGGUGGAACAGCCCUGUUCCUUGUGGCUGCUGCUUGUACACUGGGAGUGGUGACUGGGUAAAAGCUGGGCAGUUCCACUCUGAGCUGCUUCUGGCACAGCUAAUUAAAAGUAAAAAGUGUAGAGAAUUCAUUUUUGGGGUCAUGCAUACAUCUCUAGCAGAAGGAUGUGUACACUUGCCUUUUCAUUAAGUGGACCCACUCCAGUGGGGAUGUUUUUGUGUCACCAUGGAAAGUACAUCACAAACUGAUGGCCAGAACAGCCUGAGAAGGAUUGCAAAGCUUUUGCCAUGUCCUGUCUCUUAGUAGAGCCAAGCAGCUCUUUGCUAAAUUUGCUGAUUGUCAGAGAUAGAAGGAUCACUUAAAAAAAAAAAAAAAAAAGAAGAAAAAACUCAUUGUUUUCAUCAUGCUAUGACUAGAGCAGCUAAGGCUCCUUAAUGUAUGUACAGCAUUUGCCUGCCUGGCUUGUGUCUGCAUACAUUUGAGUUCCUGUGCUUGCUGGAGCUGAGUUCCUGCAAGCAGUUCCCAUUCAUUGUAUUUUAUUUCAGGUGGGCCUUUGUUAUAUCAUGUUCCAGGUGCUUUUCUAGAAUAUGGAUAGUAACUGUGGAUUACAAGUCUGUAUGAUGCUAUCAAGGUAACAAAUAGCUCACUGAGAAUUUGUACAUUUGUGCCAUUAGCCUCCAUCAUGCUCUUGGCAUUUUGUUUCUGUUCAAUAUUGUGUGAAUCUAAAAUUUUACUGUUUCUUUUGUGUGUGUUUUUAAUUUAUGGAAAUAAAUUUUUCUGAGAACUU
Molecule: messenger RNA, 10568 nt
Organism: Zonotrichia albicollis (white-throated sparrow)
Lineage: Eukaryota; Metazoa; Chordata; Aves; Passeriformes; Passerellidae
Source: RefSeq, a predicted model, not a curated record